Messenger RNA from Nestor notabilis (Kea), 1131 nucleotides. RefSeq names its product glutamate receptor ionotropic, kainate 2-like. Gene Ontology annotation, biological process: modulation of chemical synaptic transmission; synaptic transmission, glutamatergic. Bases 1 to 504 code for a protein of 167 amino acids. The transcript is spliced from 3 exons. Gene Ontology annotation, cellular component: postsynaptic membrane; presynaptic membrane; plasma membrane. The record is from RefSeq and is a predicted model, not a curated record. Gene Ontology annotation, molecular function: transmitter-gated monoatomic ion channel activity involved in regulation of postsynaptic membrane potential; kainate selective glutamate receptor activity. NCBI's taxonomy places the organism in Eukaryota, Metazoa, Chordata, Aves, Psittaciformes, Psittacidae.
AUGAAGAUGUUUGAGACCAAGGGACUAAGUGUAGCAGGACUUGUUCCAUUGUGUUGUCUCGCUUACAGGCAUCACCAGCUGGAUCAAGGUUCUCCAUAUAGAGACAAGAUUACAAUAGCAAUUCUUCAGCUGCAAGAGGAGGGCAAGCUCCACAUGAUGAAAGAGAAAUGGUGGAGAGGCAAUGGCUGCCCAGAGGAGGAAAGUAAAGAGGCCAGUGCUUUGGGAGUUCAAAACAUUGGAGGAAUCUUCAUUGUGCUGGCAGCAGGAUUGGUGCUUUCUGUCUUUGUGGCAGUGGGAGAGUUUUUGUAUAAAUCAAAAAAAAAUGCCCAGUUGGAAAAGAGGUCCUUCUGUAGUGCCAUGAUAGAGGAGCUAAGGAUGUCUCUGAAGUGUCAGCGUCGAUUAAAACACAAGCCACAGGCCCCAGUUAUUGUGAAAACAGAAGAAGUUAUCAACAUGCACACGUUUAAUGACAGAAGGUUGCCAGGUAAAGAAACCAUGGCAUAGAGCUGGGAAGCCAAAUACCCCAAGCACAAACUGUCAUCUUUUUUCCAAACAACCUUGCAAGAAUGUUUCCUGUGGAAAUAUGCAACCUGUGCAGAAUAAAAUGAGUUACCUCAUGCCGCAGUGUCUAUGAACUAGAGACUCUGUGAUCUCAGCAGUUGCAAUGGCCAGACUCGAAUCACAAGCAUCAUGGAUCAAUCAAGUUAUGCGGGGUUACACUGUUCGUCAUGGGUUUUGACCAUUCUGAAUGAAUGAAUGUUCCAUGUGAGUUUUGUGGCUGGUUUCAAAUGCAGUCUCAGUGAGAAAUUACAGGUUCCUUUUAAGUUCAACGGUUGCCAGGAGAUGGAAAAUAAAUGUCCAAGAUGAUACUAACCUUGGAAGGAGUCUAGUAAACAUAAUAUCUCAGAACUGUAGUGGAACAAGAAACCAUAUGUUCUUUUGAACUUCCAAGCAUAGAAGAGUUGGUAACUGCUGGUAGACUGAAACUACCAUCUGGACAGGCAACAUGAGCUUCCUGGAUGGGAGAAAUGUUAAAGUGAAGAAAUAUGAAUCCCAUGAUUAGAAGGAUAAAUAUGAGGAUGCUCACCUGCUUUUUGGACUGUCUGUGUCACUGAACUAAAUAAAUAAAUA